AUGCUGCGACGCUCUCCAAAGGCAUCUCUUUGUCUCCUCAUCCUCACCGGUCUGCUGGAGGUCCCAUCUGGGGGCAACGGGCUGCACAUUGAACCUGGAGACACCGAGCUUGUCCUCAGCCUCCACAGCACGUUCUCCCUCCUGUGCUAUGGGGAGGGCGCGCUGGUCUGGGAACGGGAGGGUCAGCCCCUCGCCGCCUCGCUGGAGCACAGGGAUGGUGUCUUCAUCAGCAAUCUCACCCUCAGCAACGUGACGGGCCGUCACACUGGGGAGUACGCAUGCACCUACAGCCCUGACCAGGCUCCAGAGCCAGUGGAGAGGAAAGCCCUGUACAUCUACAUUCCAGAUCCCUCCCUAGUAUUCCUCCCCACAAUCACCUCAGAAGAGGUCUUCAUCUUCAUCACGGGCUACACAGAAGCUGUCAUCCCAUGUCGCGUGACCAACCCACAGAUGCAGGUGACCCUCUAUGAGAAAAAGGUGGAGAUCCCCAUCCCAGCAGCUUAUGACCCACAACAGGGAUUCAAAGGCUUCUUUGAGGAUAAGACCUAUUUCUGCCGAGCAAUUGUGGGUGACCAGGAGGUGGAUUCAGACACCUUCUACGUCUACAGGAUCCAGGUCUCAUCUGUGAAUGUGUCCAUCAGCGCGGUGCAGACCAUAGUGCGUCAGGGAGAAAACAUUACCCUGAUGUGCACAGUGAGCGGCAAUGAGCUGGUCAACUUCAACUGGGAUUAUCCCCGCAAGCAGGCAGGGAAGGCUGUGGAGCCAGUGACCGACUUCCUGCCCGGAUCCACCCAUGAAAUCCGCUCCAUCCUCAUCAUCCAGAACGCGGAGCUGGAGGACAGCGGGACCUACAUCUGCAAUGUCUCCGAGGGCUACCAUGAGAAAACGGACCGGAAAGACAUCACAGUCCAUGUGAUCGAGCGUGGCUUUGUGCGCUUCCACACGCGCCUGCCCAGCACAGUGUACGCAGAGGUCCACAAAAGCCACACCAUCCAGGUGGAGGUGGAGGCCUACCCACAACCCAGCAUUGUGUGGCUGAAGAACAACAAGACGUUGACCAGCAGCGAGUUCACCAUCACCAGCAGGAACCUGUCAGAAACCAGGUACCAGACAGCUCUGGUGCUGGUGCGGGUAAAGCAGGAAGAAGGAGGAUUUUACACCAUCCGGGCUUCCAAUGAGGAUGAUGAGCAGGAGCUGUCCUUCCAUCUGCAGAUAAAUGUGCCAGCCAAAGUGGUGAAUCUCAAGGAGAACAGCAGUGCCAGCAGUGGGGAGCAGACCAUAACAUGCUCUGCUGAAGGCAUGCCCCAGCCAGAGAUCAGCUGGUCUACCUGCACUGACAUCAAAUGGUGCAGCACCAAGGGACAGCCCACCCGGCUCCUGGGGAAUGAGUCGGCAGAGAUCGGGCUGCAGACCAACGCCACGUACCACGCGGAGCUGCAGGUGUACCGGGUGAACAGCACCCUGCAGCUGCACAGAGUGGACGAGCCCUUGCUCCUGAGAUGCACCGUGAAAAACUUCCUGGGCACCAACUUCCAGGACAUCACUCUGGUCCCACACACCUUGCCAUUCAAGGUGGUCAUCAUCUCUGUCAUCCUGGCCUUGCUGGUCCUCACCGUUAUCUCCCUGAUCAUCCUGAUCGUCCUGUGGCAGAAGAAACCUCGUUAUGAAAUCCGCUGGAAGGUGAUCGAGUCAGUCAGCUCCGAUGGGCACGAGUACAUCUACGUGGAUCCCAUGCAGCUCCCAUACGACUCCAGCUGGGAGGUGCCCAGGGACAAGCUGGUGUUAGGACGCACUCUUGGCUCUGGUGCCUUCGGACGGGUGGUGGAGGCAACAGCCCAUGGCCUGAGCCACUCACAGUCCAGCAUGAAAGUGGCAGUCAAAAUGCUCAAGUCCACCGCCCGGAGCAGCGAGAAGCAAGCCCUUAUGUCUGAGCUGAAGAUCAUGAGCCACCUGGGACCUCACCUCAACAUUGUCAACUUGCUGGGGGCCUGCACCAAAGGAGGUCCCAUCUACAUCAUCACCGAAUACUGCCGCUAUGGGGACCUGGUGGACUACCUGCACCGCAACAAGCACACCUUUCUGCAGUCCUAUGGUGAGAAGGCUCGGCGAGAGGCAGAGCUCUACGGGAACACCGCCAAGGAGGACCACGUGCAGAGUCACCUCUCCUUGUCUGUUGAGAGCGAUGGGGGCUACAUGGACAUGAGCAAGGACGACUCCCUGGAUUACGUGCCCAUGUCUGACAUGAAGGGUGAAGUCAAGUAUGCUGACAUCGAGUCCUCUAACUAUGGCACCCCUUAUGAGCUGGACAGCUAUUCCCCAUCAGCUCCCGAAAGGACAGACCGGGUGACGCUGAUAAACGAGUCUCCACUCCUCAGCUACAUGGACUUGGUGGGCUUCAGCUUCCAGGUGGCCAAUGGGAUGGAGUUCCUGGCUUCCAAAAAUUGUGUGCAUCGUGACCUGGCUGCCAGGAACGUCCUCAUCUGUGAGGGGAAGCUGGUGAAGAUCUGUGACUUUGGCCUGGCAAGGGACAUCAUGAGGGAUUCCAAUUACAUCUCCAAAGGCAGCACCUUCUUGCCCCUUAAGUGGAUGGCUCCAGAGAGCAUCUUCAACAACCUCUACACCACCCUGAGCGAUGUGUGGUCCUUCGGGAUUCUCCUCUGGGAGAUAUUCACUCUAGGGGGGACUCCAUACCCGGAACUGCCUAUGAACGAACAGUUCUACAACGCCAUCAAACGUGGCUAUCGGAUGUCCAAACCCACCCAUGCCUCUGAUGAAAUCUACGAUAUCAUGCAGAAGUGCUGGGAGGAAAAGUUUGAGAUCAGACCAUCCUUCUCACAGCUGGUGGUGCUUAUGGGAAACCUUUUGGUGGAUUGCUACAGAAAGAGGUACCAGCAGGUGGAUGAAGAGUUCAUGAAGAGUGACCACCCCGCAGUUGUCCGCACAAGACCCGUAAUCCCCGGGCUGAACAACGCCAGGCUCGCUGCCAGCAGCAUCCUCUACACAGCCGUGCACCAGAACGGGGGCGAGAAUGAUUAUAUCAUCCCUCUUCCCGACCCUAAACCCGAGGCAAUCUGUGAUCUCCCUCAGGAGGCCUCCAUCAGCCGGGCCAGCUCGAUGCUCAACGAGGCCAACACAUCGUCUACAAUAUCCUGUGACAGCCCUCUGGGCCUCCGGCAGGACGAGGAGCAGGAAUCAGACACACAGCCCAGCUGCCAGGAGCCGGCCACGGGGCACCAAGAGGUGGAGGAGAGUUUCCUGUAG
Apaloderma vittatum (bar-tailed trogon) is the source of this 3261-nucleotide messenger RNA. It is a transcript of the gene PDGFRB, whose product is annotated as platelet-derived growth factor receptor, beta polypeptide. Gene Ontology annotation, cellular component: signaling receptor complex. The record is from RefSeq and is a predicted model, not a curated record. Gene Ontology annotation, molecular function: platelet-derived growth factor beta-receptor activity; ATP binding; platelet-derived growth factor binding. Gene Ontology annotation, biological process: multicellular organism development; positive regulation of kinase activity; positive regulation of smooth muscle cell migration. The transcript has 22 exons. Lineage: Eukaryota; Metazoa; Chordata; Aves; Trogoniformes; Trogonidae. Bases 1 to 3261 code for a protein of 1086 amino acids.